AUGGGUUAUUCAAUUUGGGAAAUAGCGAAGGCCUUCAUCGACGACCACUCCAAGCUCACCGCUGACCUAUACACCCAGGCCAUCACCGUCGACCCCAACAACUCCGAGCUCUACUCCGACCGCGCUCAGGCCAACAUCAAAUCCAACAAUCUCACUGUAUUGGAUUCGAACAUUGGAGCUGUGGAUUUGGGAUUGAAGGCAAGAAUGUCAAAAUUGGGUCUAAGAAGGUUUCUGGUAUUGGAUUCGAACAUUGGAGCUAUGGAUUUGGGAUUGAAGGCAAAAAUGUCAAAAUUGGGUCUAAGAAGGUUUCUGGGUAAGCAGGUUCAAACUCUGACUAACCGCAAAGAGAAGUUCCGUAAAUUUCUUGAAUCGUAUAAGCCGAGUCUUGUAUACUUGCAAGGAGAGCAGCUUGAAAAUGAUGAAGUUGGUUCUUUUGCCUGGAGAGAUGCUGAUUUGCCAACUGCUGAAUCUAUAUCCGACAUCUUUCCACAUUGCCUACAACUGUAA
This is a messenger RNA of Rosa chinensis, 507 nucleotides long. RefSeq lists its product as uncharacterized. The transcript is spliced from 4 exons. The record is from RefSeq and is a predicted model, not a curated record. Lineage: Eukaryota; Viridiplantae; Streptophyta; Magnoliopsida; Rosales; Rosaceae. Gene Ontology annotation, molecular function: protein binding. The coding region runs from base 1 to 507 and encodes 168 amino acids.